Molecule: messenger RNA, 1495 nt
Organism: Xylaria bambusicola
Lineage: Eukaryota; Fungi; Ascomycota; Sordariomycetes; Xylariales; Xylariaceae
Product: Alpha/Beta hydrolase protein
Exons: 10
Coding region: 73-1248 (391 amino acids)
Source: RefSeq, a predicted model, not a curated record
UGUAGAUAGGGCCAUCAGACUCCCUCCAAACGGUGGGAUCAAAAGUCUUUAGCCAGCGGUGCCAUCCUCCUCAUGACUCCUCCCCCUUCCCAGUGGGCAAUUCCUCUGGGUGUUAGCCUUGGUGCCCCUAUAGGUCUUUACAUAACUUUCCUUUUGCUCGGCGGCUUUCCUUUAUUUCAGAAACACUUUUUCUAUGCUCACCGUCUAAAUACAUUGUUCUGGCACAAUCUCGAUGAGCCAGAGUACUGGGGAUUUGCAAGGAAUCAGGUCACCCCCUUUACACUUCCAUCAGGGAAUGAGUCUUUAUAUGCCUGGCACAUUCUCCCAUUGAGAUCUAUCUUAGAGCACCAGGACAGACUCCAAGCCGCCCCUGCCGGCUUUUCCGAUGAUGUCACUGCAAGUGAAUCUUUCAAGAUUCUCAAAGAAGACCCUACUGCGCAGCUAGUAAUCUCCUUCCACGGCAAUGCAGGUCAUAUUGCCCAAGGGUUGAGAACGGAACAUUUUCAUACUCUCACAGAUAUGUCGAAUUUCCACGUGCUGAGUAUUGACUACCGCGGUUACGGAAAAUCAACAGGUUCUCCGUCUGAGGCUGGUCUAAUCCAAGAUGGUAUUGCCACAGUAGAAUGGGCUAUUAGCGUCGCUGGCGUGGCGUCCGAACGCAUUGUUGUAGUAGGUCACAGCUUAGGAACAGCUGUCACUAGUGGGGUCGUUGAGCACUUCGCAGUGAAAGGGGUUGAAUUUGCUGGCGUUAUUUUGAUUGCUGGUUUUUCGAAUGUACCUACUUUACUCAGCAGCUACAGUGGCGCAGGCUUCAUCCCAGUGCUCUCUCCUCUGCGACCGAUACCGCCACUACUACGCUUCUUUCAGGGUUUCAUUGUAGAUAAAUGGGAUUCUGCCAGCCGACUUGCUGAAAUAGUUCAUUCAACUAAAAGGAGGCUGCGUCUAACAUUGAUACACGCCAAAAAUGACAUGGAGAUCCCAUGCUAUGAAAGUGAUGCCCUUUUUAAAUCAGCUGCCAUCGCGACGAUGAACCAGACCUUGGAUGAUGAGGCUUUUCUGGCGUGGAAGAGGCAGAGAAGCACUCAAUUUGAGGAUGACACCUUCAUCAGUGUCGUUACAGCCGAGCCCGAUAUUAUCGUCCGACAAGAAUUAGUAUUAUAUGGAGGACAUAACAAGGCCCUGUUAUCUUCUGCUGUCCCACUUGCAGUUAUGAGAUCAUUCUUGUCAGACUUGAAAACAUCGAUAUAAUACGACAAGUCCAAUCCAAUGCAACUUCUUUGUUUGGCUCCUAGUAUUUACCGUCCUCGUUAAGAUGCUCAUGAUUGAUAGCAGAACUGCGCAUUCUCUUUGAGGCUGCAAUAACCAUCACGGCGGUAGUCGCAAUGGAUCUUUCACCAACGGGUUCUCACAAUUAAUAGCAUGAUUAGCCCCGUCCGUAUUCACGAUUUUCAAUGUGCACACAAGGUUCGCCAGGUGAUCUUACGUAAUUUAACCA